CAUAAUCCAAGUCUGACAUCAAUAUGUCCUACUCUCACCCUCAAUGUACACCUAGUGGAGGUUUUAUCACAACCUGGAAGAAAAAAAGGCGAUCUCGAAUACCUUCACACUCCGCGGAGCUCAUUACGUUGAGACACAAGGGAUUGCCGCAUACAGACUAGACAAGACGUGGCACAGCACCUUCCACAUGCAAGCGUACCCAACAACGACUGAGAUUCCGUCUAUCUCGACAUACAUCUCGAAACUUCCAUCGCAAGCUUCUCGAUAUGCCACUUCUUUGUUUUCGUCAGGCACUCGUCGAUUGGGUAAUGCGCACGACCGGCCACCUGACUGACUACAGCCAUGAAGACGAAGUUUGGAAACGCAGUUGGUGGCGUGGGACGAAUAAUGGCGACUCGAUUCUGGUACCGUCCAUCAUGCAACAUAUAACGAAUGGGCCAGGUGCGGCUUCGACAUGCAUCAGCUCUGAGCAAGAAAUCUGUAGCGAAUUUGGUAGACAAGACAACACCUACACGGGCUUUACCGCAGAUCUACAAGACUACGAUGGAUACAAGGAUUGCAGACAAGUCUAUUGUCAAGGCUGCACGUCCCAGAACUGUGAAGAAGACCAAUCCUGUCCUUCAACCCUCCGUUUCUGGUCGUCCACCUCAGAGGAUCACGAGGAGAUGUUAUCCAACCCAGCGCGCGGUUCGGAAAGACAACAUAUCAGAGCCAACCUGGGGACAAUAUCUCGCAACCGCCUUGUUCUUCCUCGUAUAACAACACAGCAACGUGGAAUGAUUUCAUCCACAAGCAUGUUCUGGCUGCAAAAGGCGAGAAGGAAUACAUCCUGUUUCGGAAGGCAAUGCAAUUUCGGCUACGACAACGACUAGAAGCUUGCUCUGCGACCAUGGGGAUCAGUCCUACGCUUCUGAACACCAUGCACAAAAUCAUUACUAUGUAGGAGUAGGUUAUAUUUAGAUACGAGUAUUUCAACUACACGUAGCUUCGGUACAGCUGUACAUCGUAGUUUGUGUAAUAAGAGUGGUUUGGUGUGCCGCUGGUUCGCUCCCGGUUUGCAGGCAGGUAGAUUUCGGAAAAAAUGUUGAAUAUGUACAGGCCUUGGGGAACUAUUGCGGAAGCCAGAUAGAUUACAUGUGUUCAUGUGC
Alternaria rosae is the source of this 1148-nucleotide messenger RNA. RefSeq lists its product as uncharacterized. The record is from RefSeq and is a predicted model, not a curated record. The transcript has a single exon. Bases 267 to 872 code for a protein of 201 amino acids. NCBI's taxonomy places the organism in Eukaryota, Fungi, Ascomycota, Dothideomycetes, Pleosporales, Pleosporaceae.